GACCCAUGCAGUAUCGUGGUCAGUGAACACCAGUUUCGCUACGAGCUGGUGCAACGCGAGUAUAAGAACUGGGUAUUCCCACUUCGCGUCUGGAUAAAUGCCACUCGCGUCUAAUACUCUGAACUGAUCAGUCACUGCGUUCAUUUUGCAGGGCACGGGUUUCCCUAUUCGUGUUUGCUCGCUAUAUCCUACAUUCCUUUACCAUGUUAGCCAAGAAGCUCCUUUUCCAGCUUCAAUUGCUUUUCUCCUUUGCUAUUGCCCUCAAUAUCCCUAGGACCAAAUGGACACCGGCUACAUCUGUGCAAACUCACAAGCUAGCAGACAAGGGACGGACAAAUCUUGCGGCAUACAUCAAGAGGCAUGGUUACCCUAAUCCGAAGUGCACUGCGCAAAAUGUUGUAGUCCGCAAGGAAUGGACCACUCUUUCUGUUGCGGAGAGGAAGUCAUACAUCAGUGCAUUGAAAUGCCUCAAGAAAAAACCUCCGAAAACCCCAGAAAGCUUUGGGUAUCCUGGAGUUCGAUCACGGCAUGAUGACUUCGUGGCUAUACACAUGAAUCAAAGCUUUACAAUUCACUCAACGGCAAAUUUCAUGGUUUGGCAUCGAUAUUACGUCUGGGCUAUGGAGAAGGCUCUUAGAGAUGAGUGCGGAUACACCGGGUAUCAGCCAUAUUGGAACUGGGCCAUCACGGCGCUUGAUCCCAUAAAUUCACCUAUGUUCGAUGGCAGCGACUCCAGCGUCGGCGGUAAUGGUGACUUCUUCAACUAUACCGGGUUUUGCAUCAAUGAUCCAAUAACAGGCAUAUGCCAGAUCAAUAUUGCUCAGGGUGUCGGAGGUGGAUGCGUUACGAAAGGCCCGUUCAAAGACUGGACCCCAACUCUCGGCCCAGUUUUUCCAGCUGUUACCUACCUGAACCAGACGAACCCAGAUCCAGCUGGGCUUGGGCGGUACUACAACCCCCGUUGCUUGCGUCGGGACAUCUCCACCUAUAUCUCGAGCAAAUGGCUUAAGGACAGUGAUAUCGCAUAUCUGAUCACAAACAACACCAAGAUUGCAGACUUCUGGUAUUACCUACAGGGAGAUUUCCCAGCUGGAUACAUGGGUGUUCAUGGAGCGGGCCAUUUCACCGUUGGAGGCGAUCCUGGUAGCGACUUUUUCACGUCGCCUGGCGACCCUGCCUUCUUCCUUCACCAUGCUAUGAUUGACUACACCUGGUGGGUGUGGCAAAACCAGGAUCCAGCAAAUCGAACAUAUGCACUCUACGGACCUACGGUUCUGAAUGACUUCACUACUCCCAACGGCACGCUCGACGAUCCUAUCAACCUGGGCGUUAAUGCGCCAACUAUCAAAAACCGGGACGGUAUGAGCACGAUCGCCGGGCCAUUUUGCUAUACGUAUGCGUAGGUUAAUGGAGGAAAUCGUAGGUAAUAAAAUACAAAGAAUUUAAUAUGCUCGGUAGUACAGAGUUUUCGCUUCUGCAAAUGGUUGGAAUAUUGUUUGAC
Lindgomyces ingoldianus is the source of this 1501-nucleotide messenger RNA. Its product is annotated as Di-copper centre-containing protein. The record is from RefSeq and is a predicted model, not a curated record. Gene Ontology annotation, molecular function: oxidoreductase activity. The coding region runs from base 204 to 1403 and encodes 399 amino acids. NCBI's taxonomy places the organism in Eukaryota, Fungi, Ascomycota, Dothideomycetes, Pleosporales, Lindgomycetaceae. The transcript has 6 exons.